CACAACACAACACAACAAGCAAAGCAGCACGCACACGGCUCUUCCACUCUCCAGCCAGCCAGUCAGUGUUGUCAGAUCACAUCACGCGAUCUGGCAAUCACAUCACGCCAUUACAGGAGCAGGAGCGAUGGUUGGUGUGUUUGCGAGCUGGCGAACCCAGCGCUGGAUUACACUGGCGUUUGGGUGCGUGCUGAUGCUGUGUGCAGGUACCGUGUACCUGCUCCCUGCAUGGAGUGAUGGCUUGCGCGCCCAGGCGCACCUCAGCAUCUCAUCCUUCAACACAGUCGCCACCGGCCUCAACGCAGGGACAUGGUUGGGCGUUAUUGGUGGUGUCCUGUACGAUCACGUUGGCCCAAAGCCCACGGGUAUCGCCGCAGGAUUGCUUCUCUUCCUCGGCUAUUUUGGCAUCAAGCUCGCCGUCCAGCACUAUGCCAAGACGUGGCUCAUCACCGUCCUUGCCCUUGUCGUGGGCCAGGGAUCAGGCUUCUUCUACACCGUGGCCUUGAACACGAGCGUCAAGAACUUUGGACCAAACAGUCGUGGCAAGGUCGUUGGCUUGCUGGUGUGCUUCUUCGGCCUGUGCUCCGGCAUCUUCACCGUCUUCCUCAAGGGCUUCUUCCCCAGCGCCAACUCGGGCCACCUGCCGCAAUUCCUCCUCUUCCUUGCGCUGGUCACGUCCUGCACGGGCCUCAUCGCAACGUUCUUCCAACGCCUCCUCUUCGUGGCAGACAAGACGUCCCUCCCGCCAUCCAUGCACCCGCUCACCCCUGCUGACGCGACGCCGCCACCGGCCGAGCCCCUGCGCAUCACCAUCGCCGAAAGUGAAAACAAAAUUGAGGAAGCGGAUUGUAUCUCCUGCAGGCUCACGUUGUCUCUUAUGUUCAGGGCAUCUCGGUUUCGGUCUGGGGGCACACCGUUUAUCUAUCUGAAAUUUUCCGUGUGCAACACGUUUGGGCGGCUGUUUAGUGGCCACAUCUCCGACACCUUCGCCCGUCGCCUUCCUCGACCGGCAUUCCUGGUCAUGGCAGCCUUGCUCAUGGCCAUCGUUCAGGUCAUCUUUGCGUUCGCCAGCGUCAACCUCCUGUAUUUGGGUGCCGUGCUUCUGGGCCUUGCCUAUGGGUCGUUCUUCUGCCUCGUGCCCACCCUCACUGCUGAAGCGUUUGGAGUUGUACAUUUUGGCGCCAACUACGGCUUGCAAGGCCUUGCCCCAGCAGCAGGAUCUGAGCUGCUGAGCACGUUGAUGGCUGGGGGCAUGGCCGACGACCGGCAGCGCCACCAUUUUGUCAACGUCACCUCCGAUCACGGGCACGACCACGCCCUGCACUGCCUCGGGCCAGCCUGCUACCGCGUGUCGCUGCUGGUCAAUGCAGGCCUGUGUGUGUUUGCUGCGCUGAUUGCGGUGGUUAUUACAAUCAGGCAGCGCACGGGCCGUGCAGACACGCUUCUUAAGCACUCACACAGCGCAAUCAAGCAAUCAUAGACUGCUGCUGCUGUAGGCAACAACCUCGCGUUUUGCUUUGAUGUAGGCGAUCUUUGCUCUUGUUCUUCUUUUCCACGAACGACAACCAUCUCUAUGCAUUCGUUUGCUUGCUUCUUCGCCCGUUGUGUUGUGUUACGACCGCAUCUCCCAUUGCUUGUUCAUGUUCUCGCCUGCCCUCUUGUGCUCUUGCUUCUUUCUUUCUUGUGCAUAUAUUGUUGCUGACUUGUGAGCACGCGCCUCCAUCAUCCGCGUGCCUCCCCCCCCCCCCCCUCC
This is a messenger RNA of Salpingoeca rosetta, 1753 nucleotides long. RefSeq lists its product as uncharacterized. The transcript has 9 exons. Gene Ontology annotation, cellular component: membrane. Gene Ontology annotation, biological process: transmembrane transport. Gene Ontology annotation, molecular function: transmembrane transporter activity. Lineage: Eukaryota; Choanoflagellata; Craspedida; Salpingoecidae. The record is from RefSeq and is a predicted model, not a curated record. Bases 128 to 1480 code for a protein of 450 amino acids.